Molecule: messenger RNA, 2299 nt
Organism: Microplitis mediator
Lineage: Eukaryota; Metazoa; Arthropoda; Insecta; Hymenoptera; Braconidae
Exons: 3
Coding region: 1394-2164 (256 amino acids)
Source: RefSeq, a predicted model, not a curated record
UUUGAGGAAACAAUAACGAAUGCCGAUAGUUAUAAGCGGCAUAAGUUCAUGACUCAAAAAAUACAAUAGUUGUGUAAUUAUAUUAGUAAUAAUCUAAACGCUAAAAUCUCUAGCACAGACGUCUCAGAUCAUUAACUGAAUUAUUAUGAUGAUUAAAUGACGCAAUAAUCAGAAGCGAUAUGUUUUCUGAUGGUUCAUUAAUUAAAAAAUAUACUAGCUUUUCUAAUUGUAAGCUAGAGCUAUGGAACUAAUGUGGAAUGUAUUAUAACACUGGCACAUUCAAUCUAAUGUAUCGAUUUAGUAUAAUAUUGUAUUAACUAGUAAACCCUUCAAUCAUUUUGUUAUUAUUUUGUUCAUAAAUAAAAAUGCCAACACUACAAUGCUGAAUUUUUAAUAUUAUGUAGAUACCGUUUGUAUAAUAUUGUAAUGAAGUCAGGUGUAACAAAAUAUAUUUAUCAGAAUUAGGAUGAACAAGCGAACGGAAUCGAACUUAUGGCAAUCAGCUAUUUAAGAGAACAAUAAAUUUUGCACAAAGCUGAAUUGGCGUAUAGCAACGAAGAUAAUAUAAUAAAACACAAUAAAUUUAAACAGAACUUUCUGCAGCUUGUGAAAUCUUAUAGCUUUCUGAAUAACGAACAUAAAUAUUGAACAAAGUUUUAUUAUGAAGGAGAAAAAAUCACUCCAUCAGAUUUAGCGAUAUUAAUAUACUUCUUAAAGCUUGAUAAACUUAUGUAGAAAAUUUCAUCAUAGCAAGCGUCCCUAGUACGAACAUCACAUAACUCCAUACAAAUUGCAAGACAUCUUUUAUAAAUUCGAACCAGGAGAGAUCACUAAGUAGAAAUUUUCGAUUUCAAAAUUACUUGGCAGUGAUGUUCACUCACUAGAGACUUUCGUUCUGACAUUCUUAUCCCACGCGGAAAUCGAUCUGUUCGUAAGGUAUGGCCCUUAUUUCCUGCGUACUAUGCUAUUGCAAAUUUCAUGUAAGUACUUCACAUUGACGUAAACGUCUAUGAUAUUCGUUGUUUCUUAAAAACCAUCAUGAUGCAGCAUAAAUUUAAAUCACUUCCGCUGACUUCUCAUUUUAAUUUCUAUAUUAUUUAAAAAACAUACCCGAAAUUUUGAUGUUACCUACCACUUACUUGAAAACAAUCAUGAUGCAAUAACCAACUAAGUUACUUAUUCCCUAAAUGUCAAGAUAGCUUCUGACCUCCCACCCAUUUAAAUCAAAAUAGUUCAUAAAUAAAUUAUCAGGUUAUCACACAAUGACAUAUGAUUUCGAUGUAUCAUUGUUCUUGGCCUAAGGUCACGUAAUCAUAAAGAGACUUGUUUUUCUUCAUUUAUUGCUAUCCACUCAAUUAGUUCACACGUCUAUCGUUUCUACCUAUUCAACGUGAUGGAUAAAUCAGUCCCAAUGAAAUAUUCCGUAAUACAAUUCCCCGGGUCGUUCGAUUCAUCAGUACAUAACUCGUACAUUUGUAUUCCUAAUUUAUGGAUCAUAAAUCGUGAGAAAGAGAAAGUAAUCGUUGCAGUUCCACCUGAUGAAGAAGUACCAGUGUCAUUAAGCCAUACUCUCAAGAAUGAACCACCAUCACCGCACUGGAAAACCUAUGCAGGCAUACUAGAAUAUGAAACUCAUAAUUUGGAUAAUGCACUUCACUUUAUAGUCUGGAGAUGUAAGUCUAUAUGUCAAUCGAACCAACCUACGGGUAAAGUCCGUGCAGAUUUGACUCCACUAAACAGAACUCCGGAAGUAGGACCAUCGGUGAAGAACGAAGCUAGUACAUCAUCUUCAUCUACUGAACCAAUGACAAAAUUAAAUUUCGUUACGAUGUUACAAAUAGUACGACCAAUGAUCGUCAGCUUGUUGGGACACGUCGACAUGAUAAUUGAAUGCAAUCAAAAUAGAUCUUUGUUUCACCACGAAAAUUGUCAUGGUAAUAAUUUUAACAGCAAUGACUUAGUCGAUUUCACUCAAACGUCCAAUACGUGCGUAACUUUAUUCCAGGAAAUCAUGCAGAAUUAUAUGAACUCACAUAAUUUAAAACGAAUGUCAGAUAAUUCAACACCAAGCGAAAUAUUAUCACUGGAAACGGUGAUGUACAAAGAAAUUAUGUCUUUUCUUGAUCUAAUAGUAAGAAUGAUGAAGGGUGAGCUACAACAAUAAUUAUUUUAAUUACUUUAACCUUUUAUUUUGUCAAACCUUUGUCCGUAAGUUAACAAAUAAAUAUAUGCUGUAAAUUUUCAUUGUUUUAUUCUUUCAAUAAGAUUUUUCUUUAGAGUAAUUUCGGACAAGUGUGCG